Mus musculus (house mouse) is the source of this 4062-nucleotide messenger RNA. RefSeq names its product cytohesin 3 (gene Cyth3). Gene Ontology annotation, molecular function: phosphatidylinositol-3,4,5-trisphosphate binding; guanyl-nucleotide exchange factor activity. NCBI's taxonomy places the organism in Eukaryota, Metazoa, Chordata, Mammalia, Rodentia, Muridae. The record is from RefSeq and is marked validated. Gene Ontology annotation, cellular component: adherens junction; bicellular tight junction; plasma membrane. The coding region runs from base 662 to 1717 and encodes 351 amino acids. Gene Ontology annotation, biological process: regulation of ARF protein signal transduction; Golgi vesicle transport. The transcript is spliced from 13 exons.
ACAGCGAAAAGAUGGCCACCUUGAGAGCAGCCCCCACCAGACACUGAAGUUCCUCCGGACACCAGUCAUAGACUCCAACCUCCAGAACUGGAAGACAUAUACAUUUCUGUACUUUCUAAGCAGCUUGAUCAAGAGCAUCUUGUUACAGCAGUCAGACAGACAGAAAGUGUAGAGGCUGGAGAAAGGGUAAGGGCAUGAAGCGGGGAGAAACUGCAGCUGCAUCAACUAUACUUGAAGGUGCAGUCUGCAGGAUUUGGUGGUCUUCGCUCUGGGCCGAAGCUAGGGCUGGUCUGACAUUGUGGAAAGCAGAGGCUUGAGUUGAGUCCAGGGUAGAAACGGACUGCAGAGGACAAGGCAACAGGCGGCUCUGCCAGCAUCGUGAUGUAUGUAUAGCUUUUCCCAGUGAAGAUGUGCACUUUGUGUUGGAGCCUGUUGGUGCUCAGGGGAUAUGUGAAGUUGCAGCAGCACUGAGCACAAGGAUAAAACCAGGAGAGAAUUUACAAUGAGGAGUAUGGCGACUGAAGAACAAGGUCUUGCCAGUACUAGUUAAGUGCCUGAAGACCUGUCAUUAGAAGAGCGAGAAGAACUUUUGGACAUUCGUAGAAGAAAAAAGGAACUUAUUGAUGACAUUGAGAGGCUGAAAUAUGAAAUUGCAGAAGUGAUGACGGAGAUUGACAACCUGACUUCAGUGGAGGAGAGCAAAACUACUCAGAGGAACAAGCAAAUAGCCAUGGGAAGGAAGAAAUUCAACAUGGACCCCAAAAAGGGCAUUCAGUUCCUAAUUGAGAACGACCUGCUGCAGAGCUCCCCAGAGGAUGUCGCCCAGUUUCUGUACAAAGGAGAGGGCCUGAACAAGACCGUCAUCGGAGACUACCUGGGUGAGAGGGAUGACUUUAAUAUCAAAGUUCUUCAGGCUUUUGUUGAGCUGCAUGAGUUUGCUGAUCUCAACCUUGUCCAGGCCUUAAGGCAGUUCCUAUGGAGCUUCAGACUUCCUGGAGAGGCACAGAAGAUCGACCGCAUGAUGGAGGCCUUUGCAUCCCGAUACUGCCUGUGCAACCCUGGGGUCUUCCAGUCCACAGAUACAUGCUACGUGCUCUCCUUUGCCAUCAUCAUGCUCAACACCAGCUUGCACAACCACAACGUGCGCGACAAGCCCACCGCUGAGCGCUUCAUCACCAUGAACCGAGGCAUCAACGAGGGUGGGGACCUUCCUGAGGAGCUGCUGAGGAACUUGUAUGAAAGUAUCAAGAAUGAGCCGUUUAAGAUCCCAGAAGACGACGGAAAUGACCUGACACACACGUUCUUCAACCCAGACCGAGAAGGCUGGCUGCUGAAGCUGGGGGGUCGUGUGAAGACCUGGAAACGGCGCUGGUUCAUCCUCACAGAUAACUGCCUCUACUACUUUGAGUACACCACGGACAAGGAGCCCAGGGGCAUCAUCCCCCUGGAGAACCUCAGCAUCAGGGAGGUGGAGGACCCCCGGAAGCCGAACUGCUUUGAGCUGUAUAACCCCAGUCACAAAGGUCAAGUCAUCAAGGCCUGCAAGACGGAGGCCGAUGGCCGUGUGGUGGAGGGCAACCACGUUGUGUACCGGAUCUCUGCCCCCAGCCCGGAGGAAAAGGAGGAGUGGAUGAAGUCCAUCAAAGCAAGCAUCAGUAGGGACCCGUUCUAUGACAUGUUGGCCACGAGGAAAAGGAGGAUUGCCAAUAAGAAAUAGGUAAAUGUCAGGAUCCAGACUCCAGCAGAUACACUGGCCUCCCCAGCGGCAGGACCGGGGACGAUGUGGUGCCCACGGGCCCUCCAGAACAGCCAGCCAAGGCCUGAGCCCUCAAGCCUGUGCUCUGGGACAUUGGUCAGCUGGGAGUGUCUCCUUCCUGCCACCGGCCUGGCAUUGACCUUUGGGGACCCUUGUCCACAACAGCACCUGGUGAUACAGCCUCCAGAUCUGCACAGCCCACAUGGGACUCCUGUUCUGGAGCCAGAGCCUCACCCACACCAUGCCACACCUGCUCUUUGGGGCAACACUAGAUGUUCUAGAAGUCGCUGUUUUAUAUCAAAAUGGGAAAGGAAAACCUACCACUUUUUUAUUCAGAAUUUUUCUCAGAUAUAUAGGAUUAUAGCUUUUAUAUGCCUUUUUAUAUUCUGAAAAUUAUAAUGAAAGAUACUUAAUUUCUAACAGUAGUAUUUUUAGAAUGGCAGCUAUAAACUUAACUCCUGGACACACGUAUAUACUGUGCACUGAAAACAGUCUAUAUAUGCAGCCCCCAUGCACUUGGGGCCAGAGCAGCUGGGGCACAGUCAUCCUGACAGAGUGUCAGCUGGGUGAAGAGGCAUUGGGGUGAGUGUGGAGAGCAGUGUGCUUGGGAGAUUCAGGCGUGACUGCCACUUCCCCUCACAUGCUUCUCUAAGAUGAAUCAGUAAGGUACAGCUAUGGCCGGGGUAUUUAUCCUGUCAGUGCCAAGGCCUGGAGAUGGAGUUCCUUCUCUGGAAAACAGGCCACUUAUGUGCAGAACCUCCUCUUGUCUGACCUUCAUACAGGACAGUUUCAUGUGGUCCGAGUGCACAUGGCUCAUGACUUUGGUACUUUUGUUGCUUGCUGUUUCAAACUUGGGUUAAGUGCUAACACAUAUUUUGAUGUAGUAAGCAAGCAGAAGCAGCCAGAAGUAAUCCACCUGUUCUCUGGAGUGCCAUGUUUUCCAACAUUUGACAUCCUUUGGAGGAGGUGAAAAACUGAAGAUGGCACUGAGGGACACGUGUGACAUCCAGACCCCUAACACACACACACACACACACCAGUGCAUGCCUUCAGGGCAUAUGUGCUUGGGCUGAGACUGGGUAAGAUGAGAGGGCCCAUUCAUGGCUUAUUUGGAAAAUGGUCUUCCCCUGCACGUGGAGCUGGUGUUCUGAGAGCCCUUGAAAACCGCCAACCAAAUGCCCUUACACGAGACUUUCAGUGAGCUGUCUUAAGGCUUUUUGCCUGACCUUGGUGGUAGCUGCCAUCUAAGAUGGCACAGAAGGAUGUGCAGGCCAGAGCUCCCUCGCUCGUGCACCAGACUGAUCACUUUUUGGUUUAUUCCCAAGCUUCUAGGCUUUGCUUUUACUGAUACCUCAAAUCUGAAACCCUUGCAUUUGAGCUGCCUGGCUGGUGUGUAUGCAGCCUGGCUUCCAGUCUUCCAUGAUCCCUAUCCCCUAUUCCCCACCCCAGACCUGAAUUUACUGCUGGUGGGGCACCUGUAGGGAGGUAGGAACUGGCAUUUUUUUCAAUCAGGACCAUGGUGAGCCGGUCAGAUGUUCAACCCAGGUGUGGCCCUGGGCAACAGAGCUCUCUGUGGGAUAUUGAGGUCAGGACGUUAAGCAUGAGGCUACCUAAUGUUGUCUUUGAUGCCAUAGUCAUCUUUGAGGGGACCUUGCCUGAUGGCUGUUGGUGCUAAGAAUCCUAAGUUACUGGCUCUUGGAGUAUCCACAUGGAGUCACUUAACUCAGGUUAUGUUGUGACAGUGUUAAACCCAAGGGCAUCUGCCACUCCCAGAGCUUGUAAAGGCUCAGGCACUCCUGCCCUUCACCCUUUGUCUGCACUCGUCAGUGAAGCAUUAAAGCCCUACUCUGCCCAAAGACAGUUCCCUGUCCUGCUGGGCCCUGGGCAUCAUUCCUGGGUUUCAGAAGACUUGAUGUGGUACUGCAGAGUAACUAGGAACCGUCUGGGGAUGGGACUUACUGUGCUUCCUGUCAUGCUGAGUUCAGAGCUACAGGUGUGCUUUGCUGACAAGUUAGGUCGUUACAGACCAGAAACCAUGUUGUGAUUUCUUUUUAUCUUAGAAAACAUUUCUAUUUACAAUAAAUAGUUACUAUGUAAAUAAUGUACAUAUGUAUUAAUUUCUUCAGUGUUAUACAAUGUAUAUACUCCUACAACCUGCAUGAAGAAAUAUCCUAUUAAUGUUGAUAUCAGAAUUUCUGGCUAUUUUAUUGCAAAGCAAACAGCUAGUAAAAUGGAGGGCCUUACGGCUGUCAGAACUAUUGCAAAUACUGUGUUCCCUAAAUAAAAACAUACUGCUAAAACCAAAA